Theobroma cacao (cacao) is the source of this 1462-nucleotide messenger RNA. Its product is annotated as putative indole-3-pyruvate monooxygenase YUCCA10. The record is from RefSeq and is a predicted model, not a curated record. NCBI's taxonomy places the organism in Eukaryota, Viridiplantae, Streptophyta, Magnoliopsida, Malvales, Malvaceae. Gene Ontology annotation, molecular function: flavin adenine dinucleotide binding; NADP binding; N,N-dimethylaniline monooxygenase activity.
AUGACAUAAAAGUAAGCCACAUCUCAUCUUUCCAUGACCCCGAGAAAGCCAUUUUGCUUCUCAUACACUAGCUAAAAGAGAGAGAGACCAAACUGCGUCGGUCGAAUGAUGCAAGAGGAAACGGUCAUCAUCGUCGGAGCCGGCCCCUCGGGCCUGGCCACAGCGGCUUGCCUUAAUUUCCACUCGAUCCCUUGCAUAAUCCUUGAAAGAGAAGAUUGUUUUGCUUCGCUUUGGAAGAAAUAUGCCUAUGAUCGUCUCCAUCUUCACUUAGAUAAGCAAUUCUGCGUGCUUCCUCACAUGCCAUUUCCUGACUCUUAUCCGAGCUAUAUCUCAAAAGAACAAUUCGUAAGCUACUUGGAUAAUUACGUUUCUCAUUUUAAGAUCAGUCCUUUGUACCGGAGAUGUGUCGAGUUGGCCAAGUUCGAUGAGGCAAGCAAGAACUGGAUUGUCAAGGCCAGGAACUUGGGUUCUGGAGAGGUUGAGGAGUUCAAGGGGAGGUUUUUGGCGGUGGCUAGUGGAGAAACAAGCAACCCUUAUACACCAGAGAUUGAAGGAUUGAAUACUUUCCCUGGAGAUGUUCUCCAUUCAACCCAGUUCAGAGACGGCAAGGCAUUUAGUGACCAGAACGUUUUGGUUGUUGGGUCUGGCAAUUCUGGCAUGGAGAUCGCUCUGGACCUGGCAAAUCACGGUGCCAAAACAUCCAUAGUUGCUCGCAGUCCGGUUCACAUUCUUUCAAAGGAGAUGGUGUACUUGGGGUUAAUUCUAUUGAAGUAUAUUCCACACAACAUGGUGGACUCGUUGAUGGUCAUGCUUAGCAAGCUUGCUUACGGGGAUUUGACCAAGUACGGGAUCACCAGGCCAAAGGAGGGUCCAUUUUUCAUGAAAGUUGCCUAUGGCAAAUACCCUGUUUUUGAUGUAGGAACCUAUAACAAGAUCAAGUCCGGGGAGAUUCAGGUGUUGCCAGCUAUAUCGAGUAUACGAGGCAGUGAGGUGGUGUUCGGACACGGUGUAACUCAUCCCUUCGACACAAUUAUUUUCUGCACUGGCUUCAAGAGGUCCACAAAUGUCUGGCUCAAGGGAGAUGAAUACCUGCUGAACGAUGAUGGACUUCCCAAACCGAGUUUCCCAAACCAUUGGAAGGGAAAGAAUGGUUUGUACUGCGUUGGAUUGUCAAGAAGAGGAUUGUAUGGUGCGAGUGCUGAUGCUCAGAACAUAGCCAAUGAUAUCAAGUCACUUCUGUAAGGAGUCCCUUCAACAGAAGGAAUUAUUAUGAUGCAAUCAAUGGUUUAUGCGUAAUGUUUGGUACCUUCCUUAAUGAGUCCGUACUCUCCUACUUGAAACAGUCUUGCUCAUAAAAAGACAUGUCAUGGUAUUGGGGGAAAAAGAAAUUGUUUAUUAAGACAGUUUUUAUGAGCUAUAUUACAUGCUGAAAGUUCCUGUAAUUUCCUACCAGUUCAAAGUU